Molecule: messenger RNA, 4157 nt
Organism: Nicotiana attenuata
Lineage: Eukaryota; Viridiplantae; Streptophyta; Magnoliopsida; Solanales; Solanaceae
Product: pentatricopeptide repeat-containing protein At1g09900
Exons: 3
Coding region: 153-2732 (859 amino acids)
Molecular function (GO): protein binding
Source: RefSeq, a predicted model, not a curated record
UCCGCUCCUGAUAGGCUCCUGUCAAGCUGCAAACUUUUCGCAGAACUGGUUCCAGUCCAUAGCAAUAGAACUCACUAGUAAGCAAUUGCAACUCGUUUCAAACUUCUUAUUGCAUAAUAGAGCUGCUCUAGAAUCUCACUGAAUUCAUUAAAAUGUUGCUGAAGUUAAAUAUAUGCACAAGAAUUGGAGGAACCUUGCCCAGGCAAAGAAAAAAUUUCAAAAUUCUUUGGUUUGGUUCAUGUAAUCAUUGUGUUUGUGUUGAAUUUUCUGGAAAAAUUGCAACUUUUGAAUCAAGAAUCGAUUUUGGUGGAGACCCAUUUGCUUAUAAUGGAGUUAUUGCAUUUUCUUCUUCUUGUUCAUCUAGAGGUGAUAGCCCUAGACUCAACAUAAACCCUAAUUUGUAUUUGAAAAAUGAUCACUGUGAUGAUACUGGAGAUGGGUAUUUUGUAAAAGAAGAAUUGGGUUCUACAGAAUGUAAAGAUUUGAGCUUUCAUGACAAUUCUUGUGAUGAAGAUGGAAAAGAUUGCAGCUUUAAAGAAACUGAUAGUAGUUGUAGGUUUGAUAGUGUGGAUGAGUUUGAAGAGUCAGAAAACGAAGAUGGAGGAGGUAGUUUGGACUGUAGUGAUGAUGAUUUUAAGGUUUUGGAUUCAUUUGGUAAAAGUCAAAGGCAAGUGAAUCGGGCGGAGAAUGUUGGAAUUUCUGAAAGAAUUGAAGGGGUUGAAGAUGAAAUGAGACACCCUUUGGUUAAGGAAACAUGUAGAUUAAUUGAACGUCAAUCGGGUUGGAAUCCGAAGCUUGAGAUUGAAUUGAGGCGUUUGCUAAGAAGUAUGAAGCCCCUGCAAAUUUGUGCUGUGUUAAGGUCUCAAUCCGAUGAAAGGGUCGCUUUGAAAUUCUUUUAUUGGGCGGACCAGCAAUGGCGUUAUCGACAUGACCCUAUUGUUUAUUAUGUGAUGCUUCAACUUCUAAGUAGGACAAAGUUGUGUCAGGGAGCUAAGCGAAUUCUUAAGCUGAUGGCACGUAGAAGAAUUUCGAGGAGACCUGAAGAUUUUGGUUGUGUGAUGGUUUCUUUUAGUCGAGCUGGACAUUUAAGGAAAGCAAUGCAGAUCCUGAAUGUGAUGCAAAGAGCAGGAAUUGAGCCUGAUUUAUCUAUAUGCAACACUGCAAUUUACAUUUUGGUGAAGGGGAAUAAAAUUGAGAAAGCAUUGAGGUUUCUUGAGCGGAUGCAACUAGUUCGGUUAACACCCAAUGUUGUUACGUACAAUUGUUUGAUCAAAGGUUAUUGUGAUGUGCAUCGAGUUGAAGAUGCAUUAGAGCUGAUGGCUGAAAUGCCGUAUAAGGGCUGUUACCCAGAUAAAGUUAGUUAUUAUACAUUGAUUUCAUUCUUUUGCACGCAGAAACAAACCGAUAAAGUGAAAGAGUUGGUGGAGAAAAUGGAUAAAGAUAGUAACUUAUUGCCUGACCAGGUUACUUAUAAUACAAUUAUACAUAUGCUUUCGAAGCACGGUCAUGCUGAUGAAGCGAUGGGAUUCUUAAGGGAAGCUGAAGAAAGAGGAUUCCAAGUGGAUAAAGUGGGUUACAGUGCUGUGGUAAACUCCUUCUGUAAAGACGGAAGAAUAGAUAAGGCAAAGGAACUGGUCAAUGAAAUGAUUGCCAAAGGAUGUAAUCCUGAUGUGGUUACUUACACUGCAGUUCUGAAUGGGUUUUGUCUUGUAGGGAAAAUUGAUCAAGCUAAAAAGUUACUUCAACAUAUGUACAAGCACGGUUGCAAGCCAAACACUGUAUCAUAUACUGCCCUACUAAAUGGGCUUUGCCGGAGUGGAAGGUCUGCGGAGGCAAGAGAGAUGAUGAGCAUUUGUGAGGAGUCGUGGUGGAGACCGAAUGCUAUUACAUUUAGCGUGUUAAUGCAUGGCUAUCGUAGGGAAGGGAAACUGUCUGAAGCCUGUGAUGUGGGUAGGGAAAUGAUUGCAAAGGGCUAUUUCCCUACCCCCGUUGAAAUUAACCUGCUAAUUCGAUCCCUUUGUCAAGAAGGCAGAGCAGAUGAAGCAAAGAACUUUAUGGAAGAAUGUCUGAAGAAAGGAUGUGCUGUUAAUGUGGUGAAUUUCACCACUUUAAUUCAUGGUUUCUGUCAAAAGAAUGAGUUGGAUGCUGCUCUUUCGGUUCUUGAUGACAUGUACUUGAUUAACAAACACCCUGAUGCUGUCACAUAUACAACGCUAAUAGACGGAUUGACAAAACAAGGAAGAAUGGAAGAGGCUAUUGAUCUAGCCAAUAAAAUGCUUCAUAGGGGCGUGCUUCCCACUGCUGUGACGUAUCGUACAGUCAUCCACCGAUUUUGUCAGCAACGUAGGGUGGAUGAUCUGGUGAAAUUACUGGAGAAGAUGCUUUCAAGACAAGGGUGUAAGACUGCUUAUAAUCAGGUUAUUGAAAAACUUUGUGGUUUCGGAUAUGCUGAUGAGGCUUAUAAACUGUUGGGAAAUGUCCUCAGGACAGCUUCAAGAGUUGAUGCAAAUACCUGCCACAUUCUUAUGGAGACCUAUUUAAAGGAAAGGAACCCUCUUUCAUCAUAUAAGGUGGCUUGUCGAAUGUUCAACCGGAAUCUGAUACCUGACUUAAAGCUCUGUGACAAGGUGAAGGAUAGAUUGAUGCAAGAUGGCAGAGUAGAAGAGGCGGACAAGCUCAUGUUGCGAUUUGUGGAGCGUGGCCGUAACCUGCCUCAGCUUCAGAGGGCUUGAAUUUUGACUAGUAAAGAGGAAAUCAUUGUGUUUCUCAGGAGAUGUUACUGUUCUGACAAGGCAAUGUAAUAGCUCGUUAUAUUUCAGAGAGAAGUUAUUGUCUCAGGCAGAACAAGAUUUCUGGAAAUGCUUGUAGUUUCAAAUCAGAGUGGUGAUAUGGACAUAUGUGCACCUUCACUCCCAAAUAUUUGACAUGCAACAGAGAUCUUUUGUCAUGGAGUUACAUCUGUAGCUGAAUAUUUUUAAUUUUUGAGGAUGUAAGCCAAUUAAUGGGGAAGAAUUAGACGCAGCAGUCUUACCUGGUUGAGCAUAUUUUUUGAAGUGCAAAGAUCUCCCGGAAAGAGUGGAAGUCGGUAAAGAUCUGGGCCAGUCUAAUGCUUUUUAGUAACACAAUAUAUUCCACAAGUACUACAAUAACAACAAUGCCUCAAUCCCAAGCAAGUUGGUGUCAGUUAUGAUGAUGAACAGCCCACAACGUCCGCACAGCGGAACAAGCACCAUGCAGGCAGCACCUUGUGACACUACACGCACAGCGCACCACCUUCCCCUGCCAACAGCUGACUGCUCGCCACAAGCAAUGCCACCGACGGACCUGCUACAAGCAUAUCAGCUCAUAACUAAAACACAUUCCUUACGUACAUGGGAUAAGUCUCUCAGCACUUAUGACCAGUGCAUUCUCCUAACAAGGCAAUCAUUGUUCCUUAGUAGUUAUUUCACUCACUAGCUAUUAGGUGUGUAAGAUUAAAUGAUAUAGUUGAUGAAAGAGUGGAUCAAAAAGGAUGAAAAGAGUUGGAAUUUGGAGCAUAGGAUUGAAGAAAUUGAAGAUUGAAAAGGGAAGAACAAUGUCUCCAUGAAGGUCAAUUGUGGAGCCAAAACUAGGGGUGCAAAAGUGCAUGAAAAAUGUUCUUAGUCGGGAAAAUUUGGAGCAAUGUCUGUCCAACUCCACGAUCUUGAUCGUCUCCACGAACUACUACAUGAUCUUAAAGGGCAUCUGAAGCAAAGAAUUGUGCAAGUUCUGCCCAGCUCCACGAUCUGAAUCGUGGAGCCAUUUCAGCCCAUGAACCAGGCCACGAACAUCGUCAUCUCCACGAACAAAGCCACAACUGGACAUCAGAGGGGCACUUUUGUCAAAUAUAGCAAACGACUAUAAAUAGCAAUUUAGGUCAGCUUUUAGGCAUCUGGGGAUCUUUUUGAACGUGGGAGAGCAGCUUUUGGAGUUUCCCUUAAGAGUUUUGGGUGAUUUUAUCAUAGUUUACUCAAUCUUUCUCUACUCUCUUCGCUAAUAUGUUUAGAUUAUCAUUUAUCUUUGUAUUUUCUUUCUUUAUUAUGGCUAGCUAAGCUUCUUAAGCUAGAUAGUGAACCCUAAGUGUGGUUAUGUUUUUAGGUUAUUAAUAUUAGUUCUAUAUUUGAUUAAGCUUUGUGUUA